CUCCGUGGGGCGCAGAUCGGGUCUCUGCGCAGCUUUGGAACCCGUUGUGGUUGAAGCCUAUAUAUAAUCCGGAAUGAUUGGCUGAAGUAGUUGAUCGGAUAGAAAAUAACCGUGUUUGCAUAACAAGGUCAAAAUAAACUAAAAUGUCUGCCUCUUCCUCAACCGGACUGGCUCGCAGAUUUUCGUAUAUGAAGCGCAGUGGUUUGCUAUGGUUUUUCGGUGCCGUGGCACUGAUGCUGGUGGCCCACAUGAGCCUGGCCAGAGUGCAAAGCGUGAAUUCCUUGGCCCUCAUCGGCGAGACCCGCCUUCCCUUGCCGCCGCCGGAAAACGCGCAUGUGUGCGGCGAAAGGUGCAUCGAGACGUUCAUAGACGAGUUCAUCUUGGGCGACACGAAUUACGAGGACGACGCAGCCGGGGAGGAAGCAGCCGUAGUUGACGCUAAUCCGGAUGAAGAGGAGGACGAGACGCAGGAGGGCGACGAGAAGGACGAGCGAUUUCUCAUGCCGACGCGAGGUCGAGCCGAAAACCAACAUCUCUACAAGCAGGAUGCCGUGCGAGAAGUAACCUGGACGGAGGAGAUGUCCCGGGCGCGAGAGGCUGCGCUGGAGGAGCGACGCAGCAAAGUCGAGGAGCGCUGCAGGACCUUGAACAGCAGCGUCUUCUUGCCAUCUAAGGAGUCGGUGUACAACACUCUCCGCUGGGUCACCGAUUACGACUUCGUGUGGUGCCCCGUCUUCAAG
This is a messenger RNA of Penaeus vannamei (Pacific white shrimp), 740 nucleotides long. The record is from RefSeq and is a predicted model, not a curated record. Lineage: Eukaryota; Metazoa; Arthropoda; Malacostraca; Decapoda; Penaeidae.